Messenger RNA from Macadamia integrifolia, 2559 nucleotides. RefSeq names its product 3-hydroxy-3-methylglutaryl-coenzyme A reductase 1-like. The transcript has 4 exons. Gene Ontology annotation, cellular component: peroxisomal membrane; endoplasmic reticulum membrane. Gene Ontology annotation, biological process: isoprenoid biosynthetic process; sterol biosynthetic process; coenzyme A metabolic process. The coding region runs from base 126 to 1910 and encodes 594 amino acids. NCBI's taxonomy places the organism in Eukaryota, Viridiplantae, Streptophyta, Magnoliopsida, Proteales, Proteaceae. The record is from RefSeq and is a predicted model, not a curated record. Gene Ontology annotation, molecular function: protein binding; hydroxymethylglutaryl-CoA reductase (NADPH) activity.
GUCAAAGUCCGCCCUUGUAGCCAAAGUACAACUUAGGUUAGGAAGGUAGGCAGGCACGCGUCGCCGGCAGGUCUCGCUCGUUCCCUCCGCUCUCUUCUCCGGCCUAUUUUAUCCGGUGAACAGCCAUGGAAGCUGCCCGCAGGAGACCGGAGAAAACUCCGACUCUGGAAGGGCCUGGGCCUCAACAUCAGCGUCGGCAACUCCAUCACUCGACGACGAAAGCUGUGGAUCAUCAUAAUCAUACUCGUCCACCGACUCCACAAGCCUCAGAUGCUCUUCCCCUCCCUCUUUACCUCACCAAUGGCAUCUUCUUCACUCUCUUCUUCUCCGUUGCUUACUUCCUCCUCCACCGCUGGCGUGACAAGAUCCGCACUUCUACCCCUCUUCACGUCGUGACCUUUUCUGAGAUCAUUGCUUUAUUCUCCCUCAUCGCUUCCUUCAUUUACCUUCUCGGCUUCUUCGGCAUUGAUUUUGUUCAAUCCUUCAUCACUCGUGCUUCCCAUGAGGCUUGGGAUGUCGAAGACGAGCAGUUCCUCAUCGAAGAAAAUACUCGUCGUGGCCCUUGCCCUGCUGCCUUGGACUGCCCUCUCCCUCCUUCUAUUGCUGCCCCUGCUCCCAAGGUUGUCGAUCCGGCACUCAUUAUCACGCCGAUGCCUGAAGAAGACGAGGAUGUAAUCAAAUCGGUUGUUGAUGGAACAAUUCCCUCUUACUCGCUAGAAUCAAGGCUUGGGGAUUGCAAACGUGCGGCGACAAUACGCCGUGAGGCGCUGCAGAGGAUGAUGGGGAGAUCGCUCGAUGGAUUGCCACUGGAAGGGUUUGACUACGCUUCCAUAUUGGGGCAAUGCUGUGAGAUGCCAGUUGGGUAUGUUCAGAUUCCUGUGGGAGUCGCAGGUCCUUUGUUGCUUGACGGAAGGGAGUAUACAGUACCUAUGGCCACCACGGAGGGGUGCUUGGUGGCCAGUACCAACAGGGGUUGUAAAGCCAUUUACGCAUCUGGUGGUGCCACCAGUGUGUUACUCAGAGAUGGGAUGACUAGGGCGCCGGUUGUGAGGUUUGGCUCUGCUAAAAGGGCUGCAGAGUUGAAGUUCUUUCUGGAAAAUCCUGUCAAUUUCGAGACUUUGGAGGUCGUUUUCAACAAAUCUAGCAGAUUCGCAAGGCUUCAAAGCAUCCAAUGUGCGAUGGCUGGGAAGAACCUUUAUGUGAGAUUUAGCUGCAGUACUGGGGAUGCUAUGGGAAUGAAUAUGGUAUCCAAAGGCGUCCAGAAUGUCCUUGACUUCCUUCAGAAUGAUUUUCCUGACAUGGAUGUCAUGGGAAUUUCUGGAAAUUUCUGUUCGGAUAAGAAGCCAGCUGCAGUGAACUGGAUAGAAGGGCGUGGUAAAUCUGUAGUCUGUGAGGCAAUUAUCAAAGAAGAGGUGGUAAGGAAGGUAUUGAAGACCAAUGUCUCUGCACUCGUAGAGCUCAACAUGCUCAAGAACCUUGCUGGGUCGGCAGUGGCCGGUGCUCUGGGUGGCUUCAAUGCACAUGCGAGCAACAUAGUCUCUGCAGUAUACCUAGCAACUGGCCAAGAUCCGGCCCAGAAUGUAGAGAGCUCUCACUGCAUCACCAUGAUGGAACCCGUUAACGAUGGAAAGGAUCUUCACAUCUCUGUAACCAUGCCUUCCAUUGAGGUGGGUACAGUUGGUGGUGGGACACAGCUUGCAUCUCAAUCAGCUUGUCUUAACUUCCUUGGUGUGAAGGGUGCGAACAAAGAUUCGCCUGGAUCAAAUGCAAGGCUGUUGGCCACCAUUGUUGCUGGCUCCGUGCUUGCUGGGGAGCUAUCCCUUAUGUCUGCUCUGGCAGCUGGGCAGCUUGUUACGAGUCACAUGAAGUACAACAGAUCAAGCAAGGACAUCUCCAAAGCUGCUUCUUAAGACAAGGAGGAAAGAAAGCAUGACACAGAGAGAGACAAAAAUGUCAUUAAGAUUAAUAGAAUUUUUUUGGGGCCAUGGGAAAUUUUAAAACACAAAAAAAGGGUUGAAAGAAUUUUUUUUUUUUUUUUCCUUUCUUUAAUCUCAGGGUUGGAGGAGUUCGCUAAAACAGAGAAGGCUUGAGAAAGAAAACCUGGGCUAGUUUCUAUUCUUUGUAUUGUUUCUUCUUUCAGACCAUGUGAAUUUGUUCUCUUCAAUGAGCCAGCCUGGAGAGAAGAGAGUGGGAGGGUGGUGGGAAUUAUAUAUGUAUGGUGAGGAAGGAGGAGGGGUGGGAGAGAGGGAAGCUACAAAGUGAGGAUGGCAAGCGGCAAAGUAGCACUUGGAGAGGUUGUGUUGGUUUGUAUUCUGUUAAAGGCCUUGGGAAUCAUGAGGAGAGGGUCUCAGAACUCAAAAGCUUUGGGAUCUGUGUGUGUGUGUGUGCCCAAAUUGUGAUGUGUUUCUCUAAUAUUUCUAUUAUUUGUUUUCAGCUUGUAUCUAGAAAGACAUCUAAGAUAGAAUUUCAUUGUUAUCUCUAGGUUUCUUGAAUUCUUUUUCUUCUUUUGCCGAGCUGUAUGGAUUGUAUUAUUUUACAAAUUUUUUUUUUCUUUUUUAA